Closterium sp. Naga37s-1 is the source of this 519-nucleotide messenger RNA. NCBI's taxonomy places the organism in Eukaryota, Viridiplantae, Streptophyta, Zygnematophyceae, Desmidiales, Closteriaceae. The record is from the annotation of a GenBank genome assembly.
AUGCGCGUACCCGCGCGGAUGCGCAUGCCUGCGCUGAUGCCCGUACCUGCGCGUAUGGGCGGUCAAGCACGGGAUGGGUUCACCUGCGCAGAUGGGCGGACCUGCGCGGAUCAUCGCCUGCGCGCAUCAGUGCGAUGGGGUGCUCCCACCUGCGCUGCGCGCGGCGAGAGGGGCAUCGAGGAGGAGGAGGAGGAGGAGGAGGAGGAGGAGGAGGAGGAGGAGGAGGAGGAGGAGGAGGAGGAGGAGGAGGAGGAGGAGGAGGAGGAGGAGGAGGAGGAGGAGGAGGAGGAGGAGGAGAAAGAGGAGGAGGACCCACUGCAAAGCAGUAGGAGUCAGUACGAGCAGCAUUUUGACCGCAAGGGAGGUCUGCCAAGGAGCCACACCCACGGCCUCCAAACCUCCCUCCCUUCGAGCCGCACCCACGACCUCUCCUUCCAGCAGCUGCAGUGUGACCAGUUCGCAGCACCCCUCCACCUCCAGCUGCGUCAUCGUGCGCAUCGCUAUUGGCAGACCCGUUAA